AUGCACAGCCUGGAUCCUCCUCCCCUGGACAUUCGUUGCUAUAUCUCGCCCUCGACUUGUGUCGACUCGACGCGUGCUACCGCAGAGGCUUCUAUUGUGGCAGCCGUCAACUCAGCUUCUCCUCCAUCUCCGUCGUAUAGAUCGCCCACGACGCGCAAGUUAGCUGCCGGGAGUGGUAUUGCCAGAGAUGGAGUGAUUGUGGGCAAGUUUGUAUUAGCAGAAGAAGCAGAAGCAGAAGACGCCGCCGACAUUUUGACUGGGCAUGCACGUACUAGAAUGGCUCAACGCCGCUCUAGCUACCCCUUCUCUUCGGCGUCCGAACUAUCGGGCAGGGGCCUGCGAGAGUGGCAGGGCUCAAAGGAACGACGAGUCCAUGGCGAUGAUGCCAUCACUUCUCAGACGGCAGUAGAAGACAACUGGUCGCCUCCAGGCACGGAUUCGGGCAACGACCCUUCAGCAGCAGUCUUGGCUACCUCACAGCAACAGCUCAGUGAAUAUCGCGCCAGGCUGGCCCGGGACCUGGAGACCCGCGAACUCUCAAUCAAAGGUCUGCUCAUGACACAGUCGGAAAAGGCUCGAGUUUCUCCCAUCUUGGAAGAAGGAACGGGCAUUCCCUCUCCGCCAAUGCUCACGGCGGCACCUACCACCACCUCGACCGAGUCUGGCAACACCGUCCGCGGCGCCAUGACCCCGGCAGCAGUCGCACAAACACCUUCGUACCCUUUUCCCCGAAUGGCCAGAUUUCCUUCCUAUCAAACGUCGUCCAAAUCGUCUCCCUACCAACCGACGGCGAGCCCGUUAUCACGGCAACAAUUCCAGUCGCCCAUGGAAUACCGCGGCUUGCUGGACAGGGUUUUAUCAGAGUCAUCUACACCAGCGUCGAAUGUUACGUUUGAGCCGCCAGGAGCUGCCUCCGGGAAUCCUCAUGGUUUCGAUUUCCCCUCUCCGAACCUCUACGACUUGUCUCUGAUGCUGUCUUCUGAGCCUGGGUUAGAUGCGUGGUGGAAUACAGUGGUACAAAUCAUGAAGGACAUUUACAAAGCAGAGCGAGUGACACUGGCCAUUCCCGCCGACACGACUGACAUUGAAAAUGUUCCUUGGGGUCAAAAGGCCACGUACAAUGAGCAUCAAGAAGACGAGCUGAGCCUCGGCUACCUGGCAAAGGCGAGUAGUGCUUCCGAUGGGGCAGCGGCCUUUGAGGAUAGAACCGCAGACUCGCCCUCUACUGCGGCCCCCCGGCCCGGGUUACGGAGCCGGCACUCAUAUACCGCCUUUGAGGAAAACAAACACAAAUCGUUGGACCAGAACUCAACAAUGCCGCCGCCGAAAAGACCGACUAAUUUAUCGAGAAGCAAGACGCAGUAUCCGUCACCGCGGGUCGCGACAGAGUUUCACGACGACUACACCAAGUUAAAUAAAGACGCUCUGGAUGAGCAUGACGCCACGGCCGAGACUCAACAGGCAGUUCCCAGCUGGGAAGCUCCGUUUAUGGCCCGCUACGAAGGCCAGGGCCAGGUCCUGCCUGUUCUGCAAGCCCUGGAUUAUGAAGCCGAUCCCUUAAUUGACCAUACCGGUGUUAUGCGAGUGCUCGAGCGCGGUCGACCCGUGGCUCUAACUCGAACAUAUCCAUACCUUCCCAGAACAAAGCCCGACCCUAAGCAGACCGUUGACCAGAAGUCAGGUUCCAAGGGAAGCAAUGCAGAUUCCAAGAGACCGAAAAGAUCGCGAACCGAGUCCGUGUCAAAAUUGUCGACGAUUUUUGCCGGAACAACGCAAUCCAAGGGUAUGAAUAAUAAUCAUGUUGGCGACAAGCUCAAAACGACCACUAUAUCAUCGUCAUUGGACGACGAGGGUCCCCGGCCACCAACUCCAAAGUAUGAGGAGUACGAGCAAGCGCCGCCGUCCCCAUGGUCCCAAUCACCAGCUCCGUCUCCCGCCGUUCGAGCCGAUCCAAAGGAGAAUCCCUUCUUCACAGAUGCCAUGGUCGACGAAGACUCUUUUAACCCCGGCUCACCCCCCACAAGCUACACAGGAAUGCGUCCGCCGGAAGCGAUUGGCGUCGAUAAUUCCUGGACUGUCCUCCACAUACCCCUGACACACGUCCUUCUCUCCAAGCCAACGCGGUCAUUCAAACUUGAUACAACGGCGCUUGAACAAAAGUCACAUUUGCGAAGCAGGGGUGAGCGGCAUGUAAGCGCUGAGGCCGACCAAGUCUCCCCCGAACAAGUAAAACGAAACCGAUCGUCCCCCAUUGCCGUCCUCUCCAUCCUUAGCCCAAUUAUACCUUAUCCUUCCAAUCUGAGACACUCUUUAGAGCACCUGGCGCCGCACAUGGCCACUUCCUUCUCGCUUUGUCGUCAUUACAGCAACCUUGAAACCGAAUUAGCUGGUAUUCGACGACGACGGCCUUCGACAACCGGCUUUGGGGCGGUAGCUCCGUUCGGAAGCCACGUCGACGGCGGCGCGUUUCUGCCAUCGGCGCAGGCUCUUGUUCACCAGAACUCUCUCGGAGGAAGCAUUACCAGUCCGAGCGACUAUUCGGCCAUCUCGAAAAGUACAACUGCCUCACCAUUGGUUACACCUGGCUGGGAACACGGCUCGCUGAAUCAUCUUGUCGACCGGCGACAACCUCUUGGUAGUCCUUCAGGUUCACAGGCCCUAGAGAGCUAUUUCGCAACAAAGCAAAGACUAGUAUUAAAGGAGGCGUCGACUUCGGCGACUCAACGGUCGCGAACUGUCUCUAAGGAUAGCUCCCCCGGCGAGAAAAGGCAUUCGUCUCUGACUGGUGUUCGAUUUGGGAACGAGUCGACUUCUAGCCCCCAGCAGCUAGUGACGGAAAGAGGCUAUUUCGAAUCCGAAGAUCCCAUGACGAAACCCCAGAAGGAGGAGGAAGAGGACGAGGAAGAGGAGGACGAGGAGGACGCCGGUGCGUUGAGUAGCAGCGGCGGUGGGGCUUAUGAACUGGUGAGCGACAAGGCCGAGGACGGGGCCAAGACAGACCUCAACAUCAACAACAAAAUCACAUCUCACCAUGGCCACAGUGUGUUGCAUAGCUACGGCGCCGACUUUUCUUCCACCUUCCAAUCGCUUCCUCCGAGCUCAAGUUUGUCGGCUAGACUGCCUCCCACCCCGGCCGCACCACCGCGUAGCGGCUCGUUGACGUCCAUGGCUGGAGACAUGCCACCUCCGUCUGAUAGGUUAAAGGGCCUCAUACUAGACUCGCUGCCUGCCCAUGUCUUUGUGUCAUUGCCCCAAACAGGGGAGACUGUGUGGGUGAAUAGUCGCUUCUUGUCAUAUCGUGGGCAGACGGUAGCAGACCUGUCGGCUGAUCCAUGGGGGAGCAUUCAUCCCGACGACCGAGCGGGCUAUCUCAAGGCCUGGGGCCACUCGCUUCGGACAGGCGAGCAGUUUUCAAGAUCCGUCCGUAUAAAGAGAUUCGACGGUGCAUACCGUUGGUUCUAUGCCCGCGCUGUGGCGUCAAAGGACAAGAGAGGAGUCAUUAUGCAAUUCCUGGGCUCGUACAUGGACAUUCACGACCAGCAUAUUGCCGAGCUAAAGGCUGCUCGACAAGAAGAAAUCGAGGCGUCCGAGGCCAAACACCGACUGCUCGCCAACCUUAUCCCACAAAUCAUCUUUACGGCCACCGAGGAUGACGCCAUUACGUUUGCCAAUGACCAAUGGCUGUCCUAUACCGGGCAGAGCUUUGAGGAUUCGCUCGGUCUUGGAUUCAUGGACCACGUGCAUCCUGAUGAUUUAGCGAGAUGUCGUAUUCCAAUUGAGCAUGGAGGUGAGUCUUUGAAUGAUGCGCGAUCACCUCCGGAAGAAAAGGACCACGGCGGAGCAUCGUCGUCCGGAACCCAGACUUCGCCAACGGCGCGCAAUGUGCAGCAGCAGCCAGCUGUUGGCAAGUCAGGAAUGCGAAACGUGCAGCCUGCGCUGUCCAGAGCCAGCAGUUCCGGUUCCGAGUCCAUCUACUCCCUCCCAUCUGCCGAACUCACAGAACUGGCACGGAAGGGCAUAAUAAAGGUGACGACAGAUACAAGCGGCAGGCUGUCGUACACUACCGAGGUCCGACUCCGGUCUAAGACUGGCGAGUACCGAUGGCAUCUCAUUCGUUGCGUCGAAAUCGACACGUUUGAUUUCGGGCGGGGAGCCAGCUCUUAUUUUGGCUCUGCUACCGAUAUCAACGAUCACAAGCUUCUAGAGGCCAAGCUCAAGGAAGCCAUGGAAUCCAAAGGUCGAUUUCUGAGCAACAUGUCUCACGAGAUUCGAACGCCGCUCAUUGGCAUCUCGGGCAUGGUGAGCUUUUUGCAGGACACCACGCUCAACGAGGAGCAAAGAGACUACACCAACACAAUUCAGACCAGCGCCAACAGCCUAAUCAUGAUUAUCAAUGACAUUUUAGACCUGUCAAAGGUGGACGCCGGCAUGAUGAAGCUAAAGUACGAGUGGUUCCACACGCGGUCUCUGAUUGAGGACGUGAAUGAACUCGUAUCAACCAUGGCCAUUGCCAAGCGCCUCGAGCUGAACUACCUCGUCGAAGCAGAUGUGCCUGCGUGGGUAAAGGGCGACAAGGUUCGAAUUCGCCAAGUCCUGCUCAAUGUCAUUGGAAAUGCAAUCAAAUUCACGGCCGAGGGCGAAGUGUUCAGCCGGUGCAGAGUGUAUACCGAAGAGGAUCCAGUAGUUUGCAACGAGAACGAAAUCAUGCUUCAGUUUGCCAUUACUGAUACAGGCAGGGGCUUCACAAAGGAGGAGGCAGAACUGAUCUUUAAGCCAUUUAGCCAGAUAGACGGAAGCAGCACCAGGCAACACGGCGGAAGCGGCCUGGGACUGGUGAUUUCUCGACAACUUGUUGAGCUUCAUGGUGGUAAGAUGGAAGGCACGGCCAUUCCUGGUAAAGGGUCAACCUUUACCUUCACUGCUCGAUUUACCUUGCCAUCGCCCGAAGACCAUCCCAACAUCCCAAUUAGUCCUGGAUCAACCGCCUCCACUGGAUCAAGACAAGGGUCGUCCGAAAAUGUCAACCGUCCAACUAAAGAACUUGCCGCGGUGGAGCAGUUGGGAGGCAGUAGUAGUAGCCCAAGGGAAGGAGAAGAAGAAGGGGCAAGCCCCAAGGAAGUAGCCUCUGCAUCCCCCGUGUCCGUCAAUGCAAGUGGUAGCCCGGAACCUCCGAAUCGCCUUCCGAGAUAUCUCACAGUCCCCCCCUCAGGUGCAUCUGGCCAUUCCGGUCUGACUCAGUUUAGUGAGGCAGCCAAGGCCAGCGGACAGGACUUGUCCCAGAUGAAAUUGGAAAUGGCCGUGGACAGAGGGUCGCCGUCGAGACCGUCAACGUCAGAGGUUGGCAGCCCUCGGCCAACAUGUGAUUUGCGCCCACCACUGUAUUCAAUCUUGAUCAUCUGCGCACAGCACCACAGCCGCGAAGCAACGACGCAACACAUUGAAAUGACGCUACCCAAGGACGUUCCUCAUCGGAUUACGGCCAUUGCUUCCAUCGAAGACGCGGAGCCUUUUCUUGGCGGCGAAGAUUCCAUGCGAUUUACUCAUAUCGUCCUCAACUUGGCGUCUGCCGAGGCCAUCAUUGAUGUCAUGGAUCGAAUCACAAAGUCGCAGAAAAUCGAGGGAACCACCAUUGUGAUUCUCUGUGACUCUGUACAACGACAAGCCGUUCAGAAGCUAGCUGCCGAUACGAAGCACGAGCGUUUCCUGUCGGAGAAUCUCGUCACCUUUAUAUACAAGCCUGUCAAGCCGUCACGAUUCGCAGUCAUCUUUGACCCGGAGAAAGUACGAGAUCUCAGCACGGACAGAAACCGAUCCACAGCGCAACAAAUGGUUGAGAAUCAAAAGGCCAGUUACCAAGAGAUUGAGAAGCGCAUGGGCAACAAGGGGUACAGGGUGCUGCUUGUGGAGGACAAUCCUGUGAAUCAGAAGGUGUUGAACAAGUAUUUGAAGAAGAUUGGAGUCGAGGUCGAGGUUGCUGUUGACGGCGUUGAGUGCACGGAGAUUGUCUUGUCCAAGCCUCAUAGCUACUACUCCCUGAUUCUGGCAUGCCGUGAAGUACGAGAAUGGGAGAAGGCAUCGAGUUUGCCCAAGCUGCCAAUUAUUGCACUGUCAGCUAAUGUCAUGUCUGAUGUGCAAGAAAAGUGUGUUGCGGCGGGUUUCAGCGACUACGUGACAAAACCCGUCGACUUUAUCGAUUUAAGCAGGGCCAUGGCCAAGUUCUUCUGA
This is a messenger RNA of Metarhizium acridum CQMa 102, 6225 nucleotides long. Lineage: Eukaryota; Fungi; Ascomycota; Sordariomycetes; Hypocreales; Clavicipitaceae. The record is from RefSeq and is a predicted model, not a curated record.